AUGCAUUCAUGCCGACUCGUGCUCUCAUUGGGUGCGUGGGUAAGUGGAUUAGGAGUACGCAGUGAUGCAGUCUCGCAGGAGCUGCGUCGACAUCCUGCAAGUAAAGGCAAUGGAGUGAGAACGCAAGUACGGUGUGUAGUGGCAAAACGAGACAUCUGCAGAGGUGAACGACUUUGUGUUGUGCCUGAAUCUCACAUCCUGCACGGUGAACACGCUGCUCAGUUGCUACAACGUACUUCAGCGCAAUGUUCUCUAGCUAGUUACACCGAGUUACAACGAUGUUUGUCUAGUAUUCCUGGUGACCCAUCUCUUCUUUCAACACGGGAUCCGCUAUUGAUAACGCUAGCUGUGUAUACACUCAAGUAUGGUGGAAUCUCACAUCCAUUGGUAGAAUGGGCUGCAUGUCUCCCACCGCGUGUGCCACCAACUGGAAUGUUGUUGCUGCAAGAACAAGUGGGAACAGUGCCAUUUGAACCGCUGCAACGCCGUCUUCGCAUUGGCGAACACACAGCAGCACUACCAGAGACGGGUGCGAAUGACCCAACUGUCUCUACAGAACUGAUGCUACAAGCCGCUGAGCAGUACGGCAUCGAGAAUGUUGGGAAGCCACAGACGGAAGUGGUUGCAUCACAAGCACUAAUGACGGCGUUUCACCGCGGUGUGCGUCACCCAUUAACACAACGUCAACACGAGGCGGCCAACGCACCACGUCGUCACGUUGUAUCGCUGGCAGCACAACAAUUGCUGCAUUUUGAGGAAUCUCUCCAGAGUAACGUACUUUUAUCACUCCGUACAUGUGUUAGUCCGGGAUGUUGCAAAGACGAGGAAAGCGAAGUGGCAGUACGUAUUAUGGAGCAAUUGCGAUGGUCACAUUUUAUGGUGCGAUCCCGUGCGGUAAAUCUGCAGCCGCAGCGUCGACAACGACCACAAGUAGCGUUGGUACCAUUUCUUGAUAUGUUGAAUCACUCUGCGCGUGAUGCCAAUGUGAGUUAUCAGUACCAACCUGGUACAGGUGUCGUUAUAGUCGCAUCACGCUCUAUUAAGGGAUCAGAGGAGUUGACACUUAACUAUGGUGAUUACAAACAACGUGGUUGUAUAUUUUCCCACACAGCAGCAAGUGGUGUGGGUGUUGGAGAGGAGGAUGGUGAGACAACAAUGCGUCGUAUUGAGUCCCGCCAAAUGCGGGAAUGGGAUAAUACUACAGAUGAAGAUACUGAUAGUGACAACAAUCUUGAUCGCGUUGAGGAGGCCCCGUUUGGUCACGGUCUUCAGAAGUUUUCACAUACAUUUAGCGAGGGACACCUCACAGAGAAGAAGGUGAAAAAGAGUGAAAAAGAAAUGGAAAUGGAAGAAGAAGCACAAUUAGAGGCAGCGUGGGUUUGGCGUUUCGGUUUUCCUCGCAGCAAAGAUGAGAAGUCGUACAUCGCAUCACGACUUUGGAGUAAAGGACUGCGCCGCCGCAUUGCACAAUUGACAGAUGUGCGCCGGAAGGGAAGACCAGGUGAGUUUGUUAUUGGCGUACCGGAGGGCCUGCAACACCUGCGGGAACAGCGGGAGCGACUGGAGCGGGAACGUUUCGCUGGAUCUACGGUGUUUCCUCCACAGAAUGUUUGA
Trypanosoma theileri is the source of this 1614-nucleotide messenger RNA. RefSeq lists its product as uncharacterized. The record is from RefSeq and is a predicted model, not a curated record. Bases 1 to 1614 code for a protein of 537 amino acids. Gene Ontology annotation, molecular function: protein-lysine N-methyltransferase activity; protein binding. Gene Ontology annotation, biological process: peptidyl-lysine monomethylation. The transcript has a single exon. NCBI's taxonomy places the organism in Eukaryota, Euglenozoa, Kinetoplastea, Trypanosomatida, Trypanosomatidae.